AUGGCCGCCUCGACCAAUGUUGACGGCUCCAGCCAGGCUGGCACGUCGAUGAAGAGGGCUCAUGAUAGCUCUUCGGACUCGGAAGAAUGCUCGGAUGGCGCAGCAGGCGGUCGUCCAGGUGGAAAGGGCAAACCGCUCGACGCAUCCCUAGUUGCCGACAUCUUCAGAUCUCUCGCAGACUUGGUCAAUCACAUGCUCAGCAGUCGAGACUUCGCCGAGAUCAACUUCCCUGAGAUCCUCGGACCCGACUUGUUUCCGAUGUCGGCGUCCAUCUCACUGCGGCAGAAGGGAUCUCGCUCAGUCCGUGACGCCGCUACACAGACGGACUCGUCGUUCGCGACCUCAGCACCUCCCCAACCGGCAUGUGCUUGCAACGCCGACAACGCGCGGUUAUCGAUACUCGUCCCUCCAUGCAAGGUACCUACGCCGCAGCAUUCACCAUCCCCCUUGACGGCUGCCAACGCUGCUCCGUCCUUGAUUUACGUCACCGUCGACGCCUCAUUGGCGGCGCACCUCGCUCCGGCGCUCCCGACUCUUCGAGCUGCCGGCAUCUCGUCCACUAUCGACAUCGCCAACGCGAAGCAGCGGCUUCAGGACGCUAGGCGCGAGAUCCGACGGAGGUAG
This is a messenger RNA of Rhodotorula toruloides NP11, 624 nucleotides long. RefSeq lists its product as uncharacterized. NCBI's taxonomy places the organism in Eukaryota, Fungi, Basidiomycota, Microbotryomycetes, Sporidiobolales, Sporidiobolaceae. The coding region runs from base 1 to 624 and encodes 207 amino acids. The record is from RefSeq and is a predicted model, not a curated record. The transcript is spliced from 4 exons.